CCAUUUGUCUGUCUGUGCGACGCAUGCGUACGACAACUCUCGCUGUGUUCCUCUCAUCCGAGCGCUCUUCCGAACGCCUGUCGACCGAAACGCCGCCGAAAGCGACUCGACGUCAGCUCUGCGUCCGUGUCGUUCAUCGCGUCGUCCGCCGCGUCGUCCGGACGUCGCAGUCGUCGCCCAUCGCGUCGUCGCCACUGAGAGGCACACCCUUUGAGGCGAAAUGCAAAACAAUCCCAACAAUCAGUGUCUCAUAAUCGCCACCAAAUCGCUGCCCAUCGCCGCCCCCGCGCCCCGACGCACGCCCACUGCCCGCCGCACCCCCGCCGCCGCCGCCGACGCCAAUCUCAUGUCGUGUCUCGAGUGCGGCCGACAUUUCGUGUCUCUCGCGAAGUUGCGGUCGCACGAGAAGACGCACUCCAAGUCGCGGCCCUUCAAGUGCAUCGAUUGCGGCAAAACAUUCACCGUUCGCUAUUCACUCAUAUGUCACACGAGAACUCACACUCGCGAGCGUCCGUAUCAGUGCUCGUCGUGCGGCUCGCGCUUCACUCAGGCCUCGAGUCUCAAAACGCAUCAAAUCUAUAAACACACGAAACAAUUCCCGUAUGCGUGCAAACAAUGCGGACGCGGAUUCAUAUCUCCCGGACAACGACACGAACACGUGUCGCGCACUCAUCUCAAGGCCAACGCCGCGGCCGCGGGGGUCGGAGGAGGCGGCGCCCGCAAACCCCGCGCCCACAAGUCGGCGGCCGUCGCGCUGGACGGCGGCCCAUCCGCGUCUGCGCCCGCGAUCACGAUGUCGUCGGCCGUCGCGUGCCAAACGGCCGUCUCUUUACCGCCUCUUCUCUAAUGUCUAGUCUUUUCCGAAGAUUUUUAUUUAAAUUUCAGUCAUUUUUUCGUUUGAUUUUGUUUUUAGUUUCAAAUCAUUUAUCAAUAAAAAAGUCAUUCAUUUCUAUA
Molecule: messenger RNA, 954 nt
Organism: Oppiella nova
Lineage: Eukaryota; Metazoa; Arthropoda; Arachnida; Sarcoptiformes; Oppiidae
Source: the annotation of a GenBank genome assembly